ACGACAGAACAGACCAGAGAGGAGCAAAGUAAAGUUAAUUAGUAUUUUUGUCGUCCAUUCUUGUGCGUUUUCUCGUGAUCAUUGAUCAGAUCUCGUGUGAAAUAUGUUCGCACCUGGCGUGUGUUUAGUUUUUGUGAGUGUUUUCCUAGUUUUGGCGGUGAAUGGCGCCGCUCCUCCACCGCUCUCAGUGAACGUUCAUGAAGGCGGUGCCGCUGCCUCCUCGUUGCUUCCCAGUGCGUGUCGCAGCACUGUGAAUGGCAGCGUGGAGAUCCGUCUGCCCUUUAUGGACAUGGAGCUGAGCCACGAGUAUCCGUUCUAUCUUCUGCGCGAACCCAUCGAGGAUGUGCUGCUGGUGCUGCACGGCUACGAGCUUUUUCAGCUGCACGUGGCCAGCGGUGGGAACAAGCGUCUGGUGCGUCUGGGCGAGCUGGCGGGACGGCUGCGGGCGCUGCCCGCUGCCUCACUGGGCGCCGAGGUGGUGGCCUGGCGUCAGUUCCUGCUGCUGGCCAUCGUUCUGCCCGAGACGCUGGAGGUCUACCAGCUGCCCAAGGAGCAGCUCAUGGCCGAGGGCACACAGCUGAGCUUUGAGCCCAUACAGGAGUUCUCGUUGGCCCACGGCUUCCAGCAGAUGCACUUGCUCAGGCAUCCGGCUCCGGAGAAGGUGCUGCUUCUGCUCGCCUCCAACUACACGAAAUCCCAGGGGCGGAUACAAACCUUCGAGUGGCUGGACACGUACUUCAAUCCCGUGGAAGAUUUAUUCCUGCCCGCCAUCCGCACGCUCCAGUUGGUGGGCCAACAGCCCCUGUACAUCCUCACCGGCCGUUCCGUGCGCGGCUCCCACUCCAAGUUGGUGAUCACCGUUUUCGAGCUGGAGCCGGCCACGAUGCACCUGCGGACACGUCAGACCCUAACCACUCAGGCCCGGCAUGUGCUGACGUUCCGCUUUCUCGAGCGCAACUGCUUCAUUGCCUGCUCCUCGGCACCUGAUACCAAUGUGACUGCCACAGCCACAGCCAGUGCUAGUACUUCUCCGGCCUGCCUUCUCUUCCGCAUGGUCGAGGGACAGUUUGUGGUGUAUCGCAAGCAUGUACAGCGCGAUCUGCGCUUCUCCCGCCUGACGGUGGCCCAGCAGGGCCGUCUCCUGAUAGGCGCACGCUCCAAUGGGGAAGUGCUCGUCUUCAAUAGCCCGCGGCUGGACUGCUACAAUGGAUUUGUUGUGCGUGGGGAUGUGCAACCAAGCGGUUUGCUCAGCCAUCGCAACGCACAGAACGAGAGCUACUUGUUGCUGGCCUAUCGCCGAUCCUCCAGUGACUUGGUGCGCAUGGUGCAGCUGGGCGGAGAGCCGCAACAGCAGGAGCAGCAGGACAGCAGCAACCGAGUGGGUGCAGAAGAUCUAAGCGUUGUGCAGCUGCAUCGCCACGAGUUCGAGGACACCCUGUCUAGCCUGAGGGGCCUUCUGUUGCGCCGCAAAGCUUCAAUGGAGGAGCUAAGCCGCUGGCAGAAGCUACUGCAACAUCACUCGUCGAUCCAAUUGCAAAAACCCUUUCAUUUGGCUGCUAAAGGACGCAUCCAAAGGUUGCAGCUGCAGGGCAGCCACCUUCUUAGUCCCACCCAGCUUAAGCAGCGCCUGGAGCAGCUGCGUGAACGAUUCGCACCCAUACGCCGUAGUCGUAGUCGUAGCCGUGUCCCGCGAUCAUUUGGCACGGGCAAUACCAGCGAUGUCAUAGAGCUGCUGAAGGUGAAGCGAUUGCAUGUCAAGAAUCUCAUCUACCAGGGCCAAUUGCUGCCAGGCCACAUACUGGACGCGUCUCUGUUGACCCUCAGGGAACCCUUGCGGACCAAGGCGCUGCACACAGAGCAGCUGCUCACGCCGCAGGACUAUCAGAAUGACCUCAAAACUGUCGCCCCCUCGAGUGGAGACCCCAAGGCGGAUCUGUGGGUGCGUCAUUUGCAUGUGGAUCGCAUCAAUGGCGUGUCCUGGUUUGAGUUCUACGACUCGUUGUUCCUACGCUCCCGUGACGAACAGUUGGAGGGACGCCUCAUCUUUCAGUCGCGUUCGCGAGUGGUGAACCUCCAGGCGACACUGCUCAAUGGCCUGGUGGUGGCAAAGCUGUUCAAUCUGCGGCGCGAUCAGGUGAUUAGCUCCAAUCUGUUCAUGUCCGCCUUCUAUGUGUCCCGCCUGGAGGCGGGGCGCGUGAAUGGCCUGGACUUUGCCCGGGACAUAGUCUUUCGCGGCGGCAACAGCACGUGGAUAAAGACGCCCGUUCGCAUCUACCAGUUGAGCGUCUCGGGGGACAUCCUGGUGGGCAAUCAGACAGCCAGCACAGAGCCGUGGAUGCAGCCACGACAGACGCAAAUGGAGAAGGAGAACCAUCGCCUGCAGCAGUACUACACGGGCAGGGUGACCAUCAAGGGCUCCCUGACGCUGAACAAUGUGAAGAGGGAUGCCCAGAGGACGCGCCUGCUGCUGGCCACGGGCCAAUCACUGGCCGAGAAGGAUCUCCACUCCAACUACCUGCUGGCCCACGCUGCGCAGAAUCUAACCCAAUUGAUGUUUGGCAAUGCCAAGGUCACGACACCCUCACUGACCACCAGCCAUAUACAGGGCCAUCCCGUGGCGGAGCAUCUGCUGACCAGGGGCAGCCAGGCUGGGCAGGCGAAGGCGGUUGGUAACCGCACGUUGCACAUCAUCUUCAUGAAUGUCACCAUCGAGGGUGACAUUAUCUGUCGCGAUUACACCUCCCGCCUGGCCUUGAUCUCGCGGGAGGCAGUGCGUCAUGGCCAGCUGGCGAAUAUUACAGGGCACAAGCUGUUUGGCGCACCCGUGACCGUGCAGACGCUGCUCAGCCAGCAGCUGAACGGUGUGCCAGUGGACGAACUGGUGCUCAAGUCUCAGACCGUGCGGAAUUUCACCGGAGCCAAGGGAUUCCAGCGCUUGGUCGUUGGCAAGGAUAUGGAUAUUGGGAAAAACCUGAAUGCGAGUCGCCUGAAUGGACUGGCACUCUCCCAGCUGCUGGGCCACGCCCUCAGCCUGCAGCGGCUCGAGCUGGCUGACCACAGUGCAGGGCCAGUGCAGCUGCAGAGCCUCCACUUUCGACGCCUCAACGGUCUGCCCUUUGACGAGCUGCUGGGCAAGCUUUCGGCCGGCUCCGAGGAUGGGAACGCGCCGCAGCUGCUGCUCCGCAAGCAGCUCCUCAUCGAGGGGCAUGUCCGCUUCGAGCGGGGCCUCCACCUGCAGGCGGUCAAUGGGAUCCAGUGGGAGGACUAUCUCGCCCGCCUGGUACGACCCGAUGCCAAUGCGGUGCUGGAGGGCCGCAAGACCUUCCUGGCCCCCGUUCAACUGAGCGACGCCCUGCAGUCGCCGCACGUAAAUGGCCUGGAUCUGAGCAGCCUGCUGGACAACACUCUGCUCCGGACCACGCCGCAGGCCAUCACUGGGGCCUACAGCUGCCAGCGCAUGAGCGCCAGCAAUGUGGAUGUGCCCCGGCUGAAUGGAGUGGCUGCCCAGCUCUUUGUGGACACGCGUCGGGAGCAGCUGCUGCUCCAGGGCGAUCUCACUGUGGACCAGUUGAGUGUCAAUGGCAGUCUCGGGUGUCCCAGGGAUCUGGGACUGGAAGACCUCGACACUAGACUGGCGGCACUCUGGAAGCAGCCGUGGCGCCGACUGGUGGUGACUGGCGAUGCCCUCUGGCAGGAGGAGGAGGAGCAGGAGGGACAUGGUAGCCACCUCAACUAUCUGCGGGAGCAUGCAGUGCGACGGGAGGGAAACCAGACGAUUGCCGGGCACGUGCUGUUGCGGCAGCCCCGCCUGGAGAGGCUGCACACCAGGCAGCAGCAGCCGCUGCAGGCGGACCUCAACUUCACCCACCUGGCGGCUGAUGCCCUGCUCCGAUGGACGGCCAGCAACGAGAGCCAGCUGGUGGAGGCCCCCCAGCAGCUGCUGGGUCCCGUCUGGGCGAAAGGCUUGGACCUGGCUGGCGAUGGACACUUUGGGCGGCUGAACGACAUCGAUUUGGAGCGACUGAAUGCCUCCCUCUACCGCCUGUCCCAUGGCGGUGCCAUUCGUGCCGAGCUUCGCUUUGCGACGCCCCCGCGUCUGGGCAGACUGACGUUAGGUCAGCGCGGCCUGGUGAACGGUGCCCGUAUCGAGGAGAUCUUUGUGCAGGGCGGCGGCAGGCCCUGGCCUAGGGCCAGCUUCAGGCAGUUGCGAGUGGAGCAGGACCUGCGCCUGGGCAGCGUAAAUGAGAUGAUUCUGGACUACUUUUUCGAGCAUCGUGUGCCCCUGCGAGGCCCCACCAUGGAGGUGUUUGGUGGCCUGAGCUUCGAGCGACUCAUCCUCGAGGGGCGACCCCUGCUGCGGUCCAUCAACGGCAUUGGGCUGGAGGAUGUCGUCUAUCGGCAUAGCCCGCGACUGCAAUCGUUUGGCGGCAGCAAGACCUUUGCGGGCGGCGUGGAGUUCGCGGGGCCCGGCCAUGUGAUGCACCUGAAUGGCAAGGAUCUCAGCGAGCGCUAUCGCCAGAGCAUCUUCAAGGAUCGCGACUAUAAUAUCGAUAGCCUGUGGCUGGAUGAAGCCCGCUUUCCGGCCGGCCUGCUUUAUGUGGACGAGAGGCCACCACCUCCGGCGGAUUACCUGCUGCGUGAAGCGGCCAGCGAGCGAGAGCCCGAGGCUCUGCAGGCGCUGGAGGAUCUGCUGCAAAAGGCCAAGGGCGAGAAGGCCAGCAAGCGGCGACUGCUGUACCUGGACUACGACCAGCAGCCGUUGAAGGCGCUCUGGUUCAAGGCAGCAGCAGCAACAGCAACCAACGAAUCCUUUGACCUGCAGGGCAGGCUCAGCCUCGGCCAGCAGUCCUCGGACAUCUGCCAGGGUCGCCAGCUAAGGGCCCAGCUCCAGUGGCAGCCCGCGAGGGUCCACCUGGUCAACGUAAGCCUGUCCAGCGAGCUGCUGCGUGUGGACUCGGGCGAUAUACGCAUUAAAGUGCAGAAUCACUGCCAGCGACCGGUGAAGCGACUCCGCAGCACCAUCAGGAUCGAGUGCCGGAAUGAGUCCUUCACUUUGGGCAUGCGCCAGCCAGUGGAGCACCUGGAGAUGCUGGACGAGGCAUUGAUCCUACUUGGCAGUGGAGUGGAAGUGCGCAUUCUGCGGCUGAGCACUAGCAACUGCAGCCUCACCGACUGGCAGUCCCUGGACUCGGUCGAUGGCCGCCUGAUGAAGAUCAUUCGCACGGGGAAGCCCCAGAAGCAGCAGCUACUGCUGGCCAGCGGAGUGCACAGCCAUCGUCCGGCACUCGCCAUCCACUUGAGGGAUGCAUCCAGUGAGCGCUUCCUGCUCGCGCAGCUCAUCGACGGCGAUUACGACCAGGCCGAGUUCCACGAGGAUCAGCUAAUGCUCAGCUGUCGGGGCUGUCGCCACAUAGCCAUCUUCAUGCUCAGCCCCAACGACAACCACACACAGGCAGAUGGUCCACGGUUUGUGCCGCUGCAGCAGUUGCGCCUCCAGGAGUCCAUUCAGCAGAUCUUACCGCUCAGCGUGGGCGGAGAGCGCUACCUGCUGGUGCUCACACAGCCAGAGGCGAAGCCCUUCUACUUGUUCAGCUAUGGCCAGGUGGGCGGUUGGCAGCAGCACUCCUACGGCCACAAAGGAGAUGGCCAGCAGUGGGCCCUGCCGCUGGUGCAAUCCGGCGAGCAGUUGCAACAGAAGGAGGCACCAUUGAUGCUGCUCUGCGGAGGAGUAGAAGGCGCAGGAGAAGGAGCAGCAGAAGGAGAGUGCACACUGGUCAGAGCUUUGCUGGAUUAGGAUGGCAUUCAU
Drosophila obscura is the source of this 5806-nucleotide messenger RNA. RefSeq lists its product as uncharacterized. The transcript is spliced from 5 exons. Gene Ontology annotation, molecular function: heparin binding. The record is from RefSeq and is a predicted model, not a curated record. Gene Ontology annotation, cellular component: cell surface. Bases 104 to 5794 code for a protein of 1896 amino acids. NCBI's taxonomy places the organism in Eukaryota, Metazoa, Arthropoda, Insecta, Diptera, Drosophilidae.